UCGCCCUGACUACGACGAGGCCGGUAAUAGCGGACCGGAAGUGACCGAAGGCGAAGAGGUUAAAGGGCAAAGGUGGCGCCGGGAGGAAGAUGGCGGUGGUGUGGUUUCUGCUCAUGAGUCUUAGCUUAUGGGCUGCGCUUACGGGCAUCCUCAGUGGAUUGAGCCGGGGCUGAGGCCUCUGUCGCGGCCGUGUGAAGGCAGCGCGGGGCGACGUCGCCAGGUCUGAGGCCGUCUCUUCCCGUCAGGAGUGUCGGGACCGCGUUUCAGAGCCAUGCUGUCAUGGAAAGGGAUUUACUUUGUACUUGCACUGUUCUUGGGAAGCUUCUUUGGAAGCAUUUUUAUGCUUGGUCCCUUGCUGCCACUGAUGUUUAUCUCCCCGGCUUGGUAUCGUUGGAUCACUGAUCGUGUUGUGGCUACCUGGCUUACACUUCCAGUGGCUUUACUGGAGAUCGUGUUUGGCUCAAAGGUGGUUAUAACAGGUGAUGGAUUUAUCCCUGGAGAAAGAAGUGUCAUUGUUAUGAACCAUCGAACACGAAUGGACUGGAUGUUUCUAUGGAAUUGCCUCCUGAGAUAUAGCUACCUCAGACUUGAAAAAAUAUGUCUCAAAUCUAGUCUCAAAGGCAUUCCAGGAUUUGGUUGGGCUAUGCAGGUUUCUGCUUUCAUUUUCAUUCAAAGGAAAUGGGAAGAAGAUAGGCAUCAUUUUGAGAAUAUGCUGGAUUAUUUCUGCGACAUUCAUGAACCCCUGCAGCUUCUCAUCUUUCCUGAAGGGACUGAUCUCACAGACCACACCAAAGCCCGCAGCAAUGCAUUUGCUGAAAAGAAUGGACUUCAGAAAUACGAAUACGUCUUGCACCCAAGAACUACAGGCUUCACUUUUAUAGUGAAACGUUUAAGAGAUGGUAAUAACCUUGAUGCUAUCCAUGACAUAACAGUGGCAUAUCCUCAAAACAUUCCUCAAACUGAGAAGCAUCUUCUGUUUGGAAAUUUCCCAAAGGAAAUCCAUUUUCACGUCCAGAGAUACCCAGUAGAGUCUCUGCCAGCCUCUCAGGAAGAAUUGCAACUCUGGUGUCAGAAGCGCUGGGAAGAAAAGGAGGAAAGGCUCCGCAUGUUCUAUGAAGGCAAAAAAUACUUUGACGUAACAGGGAGAAGCAGAAUUCCACCCUGUAAAUCAGAGCUCAGGGUCAUCAUUGUUAAAUGCAUUUCAUUAUUGUACUGGACAUUGUUCACUUUGGCUGGCUUUGUGCUGCUAUACUUGUACAGCUUUGUACGGUGGUAUUUUGUGACUAUGAUUGUCAUUUUUGUUGUGCAGCAAAAACUGUUUGGUGGGCUUGAAUUUAUAGAACUUGCAUGUCAUCAAUUCUUCAGUAAAAAAACAACGCGAAGUGACUAAAUCUGUCUGGCAUAAACUGUAUGGAUGGUGUUGUAUUUGUGGGCUAUAAAGUUUCAAAGUUGAAGAGUUUGCAUGAGAAUUGUUAAUCUGUCUUAAUUGGUGAAUACACUGUGCACUUACAUUGGAAAAGAAAAAAACAGUAGAUUAUAUGGUUUUUUUUUAAUUUUUAAAUGUAUUUUUAGUGUGUUACUUGCUGGCAGCCAGCAGCUAUGUCACUGCAAAGCAGUUUGCUGGCCAAUCAAAAUGUAUAUCUAUGGACUGUGUAGACACGUAGUUUGAACAGCAGGACAAGCUGUGUAGCUAAAAUCAGCAGCGCUUGUUUUAUUCCUAUACAGCCCUGCUUUAAUGUAAGAGCUGAAAGAUCCCAGCUCCUUACAUGAAUAAUACCUGCUUUUAUUUCUUUUCCCAUCUGUUGUAAAACGUAAGCGCACCAUGCAAUUGCUAUCAUUAACCAGAGGUUAGAGAUUGGACUACAACACCCUGAAUAUCCUAGGCAGCAUAGCAAGUGGCAUUCUGAGAGCAAUCAUCCAGAAAAUAAUUUUUCCAAGCUUUGUCACUAGCAGCAGCAAAUUGUCUCACCUACCAAAUAAGAAGAGUAAACAAAGGCUCUUAAUUUGGACUCAUUCUAUUAUAUUCUAUUUUAGCACACCUGCCCUGUCACAAUUAAAUUCUUACAAUUCAUACUGUCAUUUUGCUUCACAACGAAUUUCAUUGAACAUUGCUAGAGCUGAUCUUCUAAGUAAAUGUGAUAGCAAUGAUUUUAAAUUUGUCUUAGUGGCUGAGUUAGACAGUGUUUAUGUUGCAGUUUUUCAGAAGAGUUUCUUUUGGGUAAACUGCUCGCACACUGGACUGAUGUUUUUCAGGUUUGCACAGGAAGGUAUCCUGUACCUCCUUGUGCAGAUAGAAGUUCCAUUCAUUCUAACUUGACAAUCUAUACAUGUGGAACAAUGCAGGUGGAAUGUUAUGUUCUGCCAGAACUCAACUAAAUUCUACCCAGAGCUCAACAGGAUUAAAUCUUCCAUAACAUCAGAUUUGGCCAUAUCUACGUAAGUCUCAGCUUUAUUUUGUGUUCAGAUUGUAGACUAUUUCAACUGGGUUGGCCUGCAAGAUGAUCCCACAGCAAACUAUUAUCAAGUCUGAAAAGUUAUCCAACUUAAGUUGACAAUAACAACAGCAAUAAUACUGAGUCUCUUCCCAAGAAAAUUAUAGGAAUCUAACCUGAAUUUUUAAAAGUCAGUUAAUAUAAGGAGAAAUAAUUAUUCUUCCCACAAAAUUAAAAGGGAAGUAAUGUUCAAAUUGUGCUUCUUGUAGGGUACUAACAGGAAAUAGUUUAGAGUUUUUGUUUCCUUGCUUUUUAAAAAAAGGAAUAUGCUCAGAUAGCAAAUGUUAUCUCACUUCACACUAAGUAGUAUCAGUAGAGAGCUCGCCAUUCCUUUCUUUCCAUAUCACCAUGUAUGAAGAGAUGGCAUAUUUCUGAGACAAAACAAUACAUAGGAAUGAAUUUAAGCAUUCGGUGAAAUACUUUUGAAAAAAUAUAAGGGUUCCACACAAUUUUAUAAAACUAUGAUUGAAUAACCUUCUGUCAUACCGUGAAAAUUAUCACUGAAACCGAGAAUUGUGACAAAGAGAAAUUUUUCUCUUCCCUCUCAAGACACCUUUUAAAAUAGGCCCACAAUAUCUAACAGGCAGAUUCUUUCAGUCCUCCGCCUUUGUGUAGUGACUUACAUGUACGUACAGUCCUUGAAUUUCUUAGCUUAGUUGUCAUUGUAGAUGACUGUGCACUUUCCCCUUCAACCCUUUUUCCUCAAAUUGGGAUGAACUCUUGCCCUGGCAGCAUUUGUCACUAAAUCUUCAUUGCUGAUGAAACAAGCCAAGGCAUUUUUCUUCCCUGCACUGAAUAUUAGUAAUGCUAGAACCAGCUCAUGAAGAAUUUUGUGUUGAUCACACUAAAUGUCAUGUGUAGUCCCAUGUCUUUGUUCAACCCCCAUUGCUUCUGCAGUGCUUUUUUAUAGAUCAUUUUAUAAAUAUAUUGUAUUAAAAGACAAUGGGUUGUGAAAGGUCUUCAGAGUAGGCUUAGUUUUCAAACUUUAUGAAACAUUACAAUGUUUUUGCCAUGAACCAAUAACUUGUAUCUACAGGAACAAUAAAGAAUUUAAAACAUG
Pogona vitticeps (central bearded dragon) is the source of this 3552-nucleotide messenger RNA. It is a transcript of the gene LCLAT1, whose product is annotated as lysocardiolipin acyltransferase 1. Gene Ontology annotation, biological process: phosphatidylinositol acyl-chain remodeling. Lineage: Eukaryota; Metazoa; Chordata; Lepidosauria; Squamata; Agamidae. The record is from RefSeq and is a predicted model, not a curated record. Gene Ontology annotation, molecular function: acyltransferase activity. Gene Ontology annotation, cellular component: endoplasmic reticulum; endomembrane system.